AUGGAUCCAAUUAUACGAAUUUUUAAAGAUGACAACAUUGACGAAUUCAAAAGUUGGCUUGAGUUGAGAGAUACCAAUCAUGAUAUCAUUAUAGAAGAAACUAUUAAUGAUAUUCCUGGUCAAUAUCCAUUAGACUUAGUAAUUACAAAAUACCACGCAGCGGAGUGUCUUAAAUAUUACGAAAGGUCGCCAAAAGGGAGUGGAUUUACGUCUCUUCAUCUCGCAUUUAAAGAUAAUUGGCAACAAGGCAUUGAAAUUUUAUUUAAAUACAAGCACUUAUUAUAUACGUUUGAUAAAAGCAAGAAAUCUCCCUUGGCAUAUUUUGCAGAUCAGCAAAAUAUCGAAACAAUUCCUUUAGUUAUAAAAUUAAUCACCAAACAUGAUUGUAAGAAUGCUUUAAAGCAUGUUCAUGGUCGAGAUAUGACAUUUGUUCAAUAUUGUAUUGCAAAUAAACUUGAUUUAAUGACAAAUGCACUUUCAGCAUUUAUUGAAGCGGGAUUAAUAGAAGAAAAAAGCUUUUUAGAACUUUCAUUUUCUAAGUCAUCAGAUCCAUCGCUUUCAAAACUAUUUCGAGAAACAGCAAAAUAUAGUUUAGAGUACAAAUUAAAACUAUGGAUGCAACCUGAUUGUUAUAAGUCAAACAGAUUUUCUCCAACAUACUUGGUCGGAAAAAAUGUCGAACAAAUCCAAGCACACUUAAAUAAUCUGAUUUACCUUUCUAACAUGCUUAGAACUGAUAUGAAACCACUUCCAAGCAACGUUUCUGAGGACAAAAUCAUAGAUCAUUUACUGCAAUUUGAAGCUGGCGAGCAAAGAUUUUUAAAUUAUUACAUAAAUUCAGACUAUUUGAAAAUAAUUUACGAGGAUGUAAAGGUUAACUCGAUUCCUUAUGAAAAUGAUACAUUUAUUAUACCAAAUAACAAUAUUGAUUUUUGGUAUCGUUUCGGAUUCAUUUUUGGUCUCGUUUGUGUAUCAGGAUCUUAUCUAGAAUUUCCUUAUAAGCUUUCUCCUUUAUUUUAUGACAAAAUUGUAAAUAAAAAUACCAAACUUGACUCGGGCACAUUAAUUGACUACAUUAAAGGCACAGAUCCGAAAUUGUAUUCGAAAUACUUAAAAUCAAAGCAAACUGAAUUUUUCAAAAAAGUGAAUGAAGUAAAUCCAAGCGGCGAUGUAAUACCGCAGGAAAACUUUAUGGAAGAUUUCAUACAUGAAAAUAUACCCCCUGAAAUAAUUUCUUCCCAAAAAUUCAUCUUAGAUUCUCUCGGAUCUUUCGCACAAGGCUUUCUAAAAUUUAAAGAUAGUAUUAGCACUGUUACUGAACGAGGGAGAAUUGCUUUUAAGAUGCUGGAAAUCAUAGAAAAAAAUAAAUUGAAUCAAAUUCCAAUGAUUUGGUUUGAAGGAUUGAAAAUACAGAACUUUUAUACCAUGGAUGAUAACUUUAAUGAUAAAAGCAGCGAAAGUAUCUUUGAAAUUUAUAAAGAUCUUUAUGAAAUCCAUUUUGUAUGCGAAAAAGGAGAUAAAAUUCAAUCAUAUAAUUUCGCAGCCAAUAAAAAGGCUAUUGAAUAUAAUUCAUUAAGUAGCAUUGAAAGUAUUCAUAAAAUUCUUCUUUCAUAUGGAGGAAUUCACAAAUGUUUGCCCCUUGCACAGAACAUUAUUAAAUUCAUGUUUAUUCUUACUAAUUCGCGACGUCAAAAUAUAUUUAAGGCCAUCAAAGGAACAGAUAUGAUCUUAAUGUACAAUCCAAGUGAUAAUAUAAUUCCUAUCAAGCAUCAUCCAAUAACAUCUAUAGAUCCUCAGACAUUUUAUGAAGAAUAUGAGAUUUUGUUCUAA
Trichomonas vaginalis G3 is the source of this 1830-nucleotide messenger RNA. Its product is annotated as Ankyrin repeat family. The transcript has a single exon. The record is from RefSeq and is a predicted model, not a curated record. Lineage: Eukaryota; Parabasalia; Trichomonadida; Trichomonadidae. The coding region runs from base 1 to 1830 and encodes 609 amino acids.